AUGGAUCCGAAUCCGAAUCCGAAUCCGGUGGAUAACCGACGGCGGCCGGGAUACGAGUACCGCCAUCAGAUCGAGAUCGACGAGGGCCGCGUAAAUACGAACCGGAGAAUCUCCCUCGAAGGGCGCUGCGCGUUCGAAUUCCAGACCCGAACCAAUUUCAUCCUAAAACCAAGAGACUCCGGCGCCGGCGAGAUCACUCUGUGCUCCGAGACUAUCUCCGAACGCCUCUUCGGUUAUGAAUUCGAUUACGAGCUCUUCCCUCACUCACAAUACCGGCUGAGGGAGUACUGGAUGCCGGAGGCCCAGAUCCAGGAACUGAUCCGCGAGGCGACUGACCUGUGCAGAUCCACGUUGCUAUCGACGGCGGACAGGGGUCCACGUGUCAUCCCCGUGACCUUGAGGAUUGUGGUCUGCACGGUGCAGCAGGACGGCGAGGAAUUGGGCGCUACCAUGGAUCGGGCGAUUAGGGUUGAGAAUCUGGUGCCGGACCCGGUUGAUGUCAAUUGGGCGCUGGGGGUUUUCGUGAUGGAACAUAUGGCGAGGUCCAGAUUGGAGGAUGUUGAGUUGGGCUUCGGCUUGAUGAGGAGCUGCCCAAUAUGCGAGCGGGCCCCUACAUUGGGAGCCCAGUUAUCGACUAUUGCAUGUGGCCACACGUUUCAUUCCCAUUGCAUUGUUCGGUCUUUGCGUAAUAAGAACUCGUGCCCGGUGUGCAAUGUGCCCGUCUAUGAUGAAAAUCCAGAAUAA
Molecule: messenger RNA, 744 nt
Organism: Striga asiatica
Lineage: Eukaryota; Viridiplantae; Streptophyta; Magnoliopsida; Lamiales; Orobanchaceae
Source: the annotation of a GenBank genome assembly